AUGACGAACUCAACCGGAAUCAAGAAGAUCCAGGUCAAGAACCCGGUGGUGGAGUUGGACGGCGAUGAGAUGACUCGCAUCAUUUGGAAGGAGAUCAAGGACAGGUUCAUUCAUCCCUAUCUCGACAUCGAGCUCAAGUACUACGACUUGGGUUUGGAGUACCGCGAUGAGACCAAUGACCAGGUCACUUUGGACGCUGCUGAGGCCAUCAAGAAGUACUCGGUCGGUGUCAAGUGCGCAACCAUCACCCCUGACGAGGCCCGCGUCGAGGAGUUCAAGCUCAAGAAGAUGUGGCUCUCGCCCAACGGCACCAUCAGGAACGUGCUCGGCGGCACAGUUUUCCGCGCUCCCAUUGUGAUUCCUCGCAUCCCCCGCCUAGUACCCGGAUGGAAGGCACCCAUCAUCAUUGGCCGCCACGCCUUCGGCGACCAGUACCGCGCAAAGGACCGUGUCAUUCCCGGCGAGGGCAAGCUCGAGAUGGUCUUCACCCCCAAGGGCGGCAAACCCGAGAGCAUCGAGGUCUUCAACUUCCCCGCUAGCGGCGGUGUCGCCCAGACCCAGUACAACACCACCGAGUCCAUUGAGGGCUUCGCCCACGCCAGCUUCAAGCUCGCCCUGGACAAGAAGCUCCCUCUGUACAUGAGCACCAAGAACACCAUCCUCAAGGCCUACGACGGCCGUUUCAAGGACAUCUUCCAGGAGAUCUACGAGAGCCAGUACAAGAAGGACUUCGAGGCUGCAGGGAUCUGGUAUGAGCACCGUCUUAUCGACGACAUGGUCGCCCAGAUGAUCAAGAGCGAGGGCGGCAUGAUCAUUGCCAUGAAGAACUACGACGGUGAUGUCCAGUCCGACAUUGUCGCCCAGGGUUUCGGCUCCCUCGGCCUCAUGACCUCUGUCCUCGUCACCCCCGACGGCAAGACGUUCGAGGCCGAGGCAGCCCACGGCACCGUCACCCGCCACUACCGCGAGUACCAGAAGGGCAAGGAGACGUCGACCAACCCCAUCGCCUCCAUCUUCGCCUGGACCCAGGGUCUCGCCAAGCGAGGCGAGCUCGACGGCACCCCCGAGCUUGUCGUCUUCGCCGAGCAGCUGGAGAAGGCAUGCAUCGAUACGGUUGACGUCGACGGCAUCAUGACCAAGGAUCUGGCUCUCGCCACCGGUCGCAAGGACCGCGCCGCCUGGGUCACGACCAACGAGUACCUGGAGGCGGUUGAGCGGAGGCUCAAGGCUAGCUUGAAGGAGAAGCUAUGA
This is a messenger RNA of Westerdykella ornata, 1251 nucleotides long. Its product is annotated as isocitrate dehydrogenase NADP-dependent. Gene Ontology annotation, biological process: isocitrate metabolic process. The coding region runs from base 1 to 1251 and encodes 416 amino acids. The transcript has 4 exons. Gene Ontology annotation, cellular component: mitochondrion. NCBI's taxonomy places the organism in Eukaryota, Fungi, Ascomycota, Dothideomycetes, Pleosporales, Sporormiaceae. The record is from RefSeq and is a predicted model, not a curated record. Gene Ontology annotation, molecular function: magnesium ion binding; isocitrate dehydrogenase (NADP+) activity; NAD binding.